AUGCCGAGGGCCGCCGCCCUGCUGCUCGCUGCCCUGCUGCUGGCCGCUGCCCUGCCCGCCACCCGGGGGCUCAGGGCUCCGCGCAAGGCCAAGCGAGGCUGGACCCUCAACAGCGCCGGCUACCUCCUGGGUCCAAACGCCAUCGAAAACCACAGGUCGUUCCCCGAUCAGAGCAGCAUCGCGGGCAAGCGGGAACUGCAGCUGGAGGAUGACGGGAGGCCUGGGAGCCUCCACAGGCCGCGGGCCGAGAGCGAUGUCGUGCGCACCGUCCUCGAGCUGCUGGACGUCUUGCGCCUCAGAGAUGCCCGCAUCCCGGGGAGCCCACCCGAUGUCCCCUCGGCAGUUCCCGAUGACAAGGCACUGGCCUGAGGACGCUCAGG
Sorex fumeus (smoky shrew) is the source of this 380-nucleotide messenger RNA. It is a transcript of the gene GAL, whose product is annotated as galanin and GMAP prepropeptide. Gene Ontology annotation, cellular component: extracellular region. Lineage: Eukaryota; Metazoa; Chordata; Mammalia; Eulipotyphla; Soricidae. The record is from RefSeq and is a predicted model, not a curated record. Gene Ontology annotation, molecular function: hormone activity. Bases 1 to 369 code for a protein of 122 amino acids. The transcript has 5 exons.